AUGUCGCACUGGGCGGCCGCUCAGCAGAUGCACCUCCCCAUCCUUUCGCCAUGUGCAGAGUCCUGUUAUGAGACUUGGGAUCACAUUCUGCACCCUCGUAGUCCGGUCCCCGAACCGAAGGGUGGUGGAGGACAUGGCGGAGGACACAGUGGCGGGGGGCACGUUGGGGGCACCCACAGCAGCAAGGGCUCAACGUCUAGCUCCAAGGGCUCGACGUCAAGUGGCAACAAGGGUUCGACAUCAAGUAGCAACAAAGGAUCGACCACGGGCAGCAGUGGCUCAGGUUCAUCCAAGUCCUCGCAUCCGGUGGGCAGCCGUGGUUCUUCCGUGCCCGUGUCUGGGACCACAUUCGGGAGUGGCAAGACGACCUCUACGGCAUAUGGUUCCGGGGGCGUAAAGAUAACCACGAUCCCCCAAGGUCAGCCUUUUGCGGGACGGACGUACGGCGGCGCCACACGCAGCCAAAUCUAUGGCACGUCGUGGUACGGCAGCGGCUAUCCCGGCGUGACUGGCUACGGCGUUUCGGGUCGCAAUUUUCCAUACGUGUACACGCCUGUCGUUUGGGUCGAUUACGGCUACGGACCUCAUUACUUGCAUUC
This is a messenger RNA of Dichomitus squalens LYAD-421 SS1, 599 nucleotides long. RefSeq lists its product as uncharacterized. The transcript is spliced from 3 exons. The annotation marks the transcript as partial. NCBI's taxonomy places the organism in Eukaryota, Fungi, Basidiomycota, Agaricomycetes, Polyporales, Polyporaceae. The record is from RefSeq and is a predicted model, not a curated record.